Molecule: messenger RNA, 2295 nt
Organism: Cricetulus griseus (Chinese hamster)
Lineage: Eukaryota; Metazoa; Chordata; Mammalia; Rodentia; Cricetidae
Source: RefSeq, a predicted model, not a curated record
AGUCUCUGUAACCCUCUACAGAACGAACAGUGAUGGGUCUGCUGAACACAGAGAGUACGGUUGUGAACUGAUGGUGUUCUGUGGUGCCAGUGAAGUAACUGCAGCAAGUGUCUGAGUGUCUCACCAUUCCAGUUGGUCAAGGUCACUUGGAUGUCAGCAUGGCAGCCACAAACCUGGAGAACCAGCUGCACAGUGCACAAAAGAACCUGCUCUUCCUUCAGCGGGAGCACGCCAGCACACUCAAGGGGCUACAUGCUGAGAUCCGGAGGCUGCAGCAGCACUGCACAGAUCUAACAUAUGAGCUGACACUCAAAAGUUUUGAACUGACAGGAGAUGGCUCUUCUAGAACGACGGAGCUGAAGAGGCGCUGUGAAGAGCUGGAGGCCCAGCUGAAGGCCAAGGAGGAAGAAAACCGCAAGUUACUGCAAGAACUGGAACAGAAGAACGCUGCCAUCGCUGUGCUGGAGAAUACAGUCCGGGAGAGAGAGAAGAAGUACCUGGAGGAGCUGAAGGUGAAGAGCCACAAGUUGAGCAUGCUGUCUGGUGAGUUAGAGCAGCGCGCCAGCACUGUGGCCUACCUCACUUCACAGCUACAUGCAGCCAAGAAAAAGCUACUGAGCUCUAGCGGCACCUCUGAUGCCAGCCCAGCCGGCAGCCCUGCACUGGCCAGCUAUAAGCCCACACCUCCCAAGGACAAGCUGCCUGAGACACCCCGUCGCCGCAUGAAGAAGAGCCUGUCGGCCCCACUGCAUCCUGAGUUUGAGGAGGUCUACAGGUUCGGAGGCGAGAGCCGCAAACUCCUCCUGCGGGAGCCGGUAGAUGCAAUGCCUGAUCCCACCCCGUUCCUGCUGGCCCGGGAGUCUGCUGAGGUCCAGCUCAAAGAGCGGCCUCUUGUCAUACCUCCUAUCGCCUCAGACCGUGGCGCCAGUGGGCAACAUAGCCCAGCACGAGACAAGCCACACAAGACCCACAUCGGGGUGGCUCAUCGCAUCCAUCAUGCCAGUCCACCACAGGCCCAGCCUGAGGGGGAGACCAGGGCCGUGGACCAAGUGAACACAGGGAAGGUGGUGCGGAAGCACUCAGGGACAGACCGAACUGUGUGAAGCCUGCGGCCACCACCGCAGCCAUCCGUGCACUGUGAGCGCCACAGGGAACCUCACCCACACCUUCCUCACCCCACCCAAGCCAAAUGUUUCCUACCAUCGCAGCCUGGCUCCUGGUCCCAUAGUAACACACUGCUAUGAUGGUGUCCCCUCUGAAGAUAUUUACUGGCACUGUGGCCAAUGCCUGCAUGCCAAUAGCUUGCUUCUAGCCCAUCAGCACACUCCUAGAUAAGGCCUAGGCCAUGGCUGCAUCACAUGCCACACUCAGAAUCAGAACUGCUUGAAAUCAAAGCAUAUAAGGACCCGCCCCUCCCAAUAUCCAGGGCAGCCUAUGAGAGCAGAGCAGAGCAGAGCAGAGCUUCUCCCUCCUGGAGACUCGUACCUUCCCAUAGCCCCUUUGCUGAGCAGCUGUAUGUCACAUGAUCUAAGCAAGAUGACCUCACCCCUCAUACUAUCCCAACCUGAAUGUGUAUUUCUGUUAAGUUUUUUGUUAGUUUCAUCCAAAUGUUCAGGAUCCAACAAAUGUUACUUUCUAAACCCACCCUCCUUCUCCUCUGUGUCUUUUUGAAGCACGAGGGACUGUGGAGGAAGUGGGAGGGAAGGACUAGCAGGUGGGGGUGGGAUACUUGCAGCCCCAAGUGCUUGCUGAGAUGUUGGUGCUCCUGCAUUUCUGGCAGAAGCUGCUUUCUGUCCUGCCUGGGCUCCACACUGCCUCCUUCUCCCCAGCUGGCCAGGCCAGCCUCACAGUAUAAGAGAGGCAGCCAGUAGCCAUUCAUCCCCAAGCCAAACAAAGGCCCUGGGAGAGGAGGAGUCUGGAACUUAGGAAGGAACUGAAUACUUGACCCAGAAUAGGAGGUCUGCCCCAGCAGCCUCAGCCUCCUGUGUUCUUGCCAGCAAAGGGCACAUGCUGGAGCAGAGACAGGUAGAGCCCCACACCAGUGGCUUAAUAGGAAUGAAGAGAGACUGCACUUGCCUUAAAACUUGCACUGGCGUGUGCUGGGUCCAGAAUUCUCAAAAAGAAGAUCGAGAAGCAAAACCAAGGCUAGAGAGAUGCUGCUGCCCAAAGAUUACAGCAACCACAUGGCGGCUCACAAUUGGCUGUAACUCCAGGGACUCCGACACCUCACAUGUGGUGCACGUAUAUUCAGGCAGGCUCACACACAUACACAGAAAUAAAAUCAUAAAAACAAAA